This is a messenger RNA of Cucurbita maxima (winter squash), 803 nucleotides long. Its product is annotated as outer envelope pore protein 16-2, chloroplastic-like. The record is from RefSeq and is a predicted model, not a curated record. The coding region runs from base 106 to 609 and encodes 167 amino acids. Gene Ontology annotation, cellular component: chloroplast outer membrane. The transcript has 7 exons. Gene Ontology annotation, molecular function: amino acid transmembrane transporter activity. NCBI's taxonomy places the organism in Eukaryota, Viridiplantae, Streptophyta, Magnoliopsida, Cucurbitales, Cucurbitaceae.
UACCCCGGGAAGCGCAUGCGAUCGUUUCGUCUCACUGAUUUUAGCAUUCAAAUCGACUGCAGAUUUUGGAGUUCAAUCUCUGAUUUAUAGAAGCAGAAACAAGAAAUGGGAGGUAAAUGCUUAGAGAACUGUGGCGGAGGCUUCUUGUACGACUUUGGCCAUCCUCUUCUCAAUCGCGUUGCUGAUAGCUUCGUCAAGGCCGCUGGGAUAGGAGCAUUGCAAUCUGCAUCUCGAGAGGCGUAUAUUACGGUUGCGGGAAGUCUUGAUUCGAAUAGUGGAGCACCAUCUGGAUUAUCCAAUGGUAGAAACAAAAGGUUUACAGGUUUUACAGGUGGAACCAACAAAGAGUCUCUUGAAGCCAUGGUGAAGAAUGUGGGAAAGGAAUCUAUGCAAUGGGGAUUAGCUGCUGGUGUUUAUUCUGGUCUCACAUACGGUUUAAAGGAGGCUCGUGGAGCACAUGACUGGAAGAACAGUGCAGUUGCAGGUGCCAUGACGGGCGUAGCUGUGGCGCUUACAUCGGACAAGCCUUCUCACGAGCAUAUCGUACAAUAUGCCAUCACUGGUGCUGCUGUAUCGACCGCUUCAAAUAUUUUUGCUAGCAUAUUUUAGGUAUGAGUGUGGUACCGGAGCCAUUUGACAAAUUGUGGGAUGUUCAUCCUUCAUGUUCAUUCCGUCUUUUAUUAUUAAGAUGAUUAUGAUGUUCAUCUUUUGGACUUUUGGUUUAAUGUUUAGUUCUUUUUAUCCGCUCCUCGUUGGGAUAGAAAAUGGUAACCAAUAAAUCUGGAAAUUUGUAUGAUUUUAAC